Trichosporon asahii var. asahii CBS 2479 is the source of this 1545-nucleotide messenger RNA. RefSeq lists its product as uncharacterized. The coding region runs from base 1 to 1545 and encodes 514 amino acids. Gene Ontology annotation, biological process: DNA damage response. Gene Ontology annotation, molecular function: histone H3K56 acetyltransferase activity. The transcript is spliced from 2 exons. The record is from RefSeq and is a predicted model, not a curated record. Gene Ontology annotation, cellular component: nucleus. Lineage: Eukaryota; Fungi; Basidiomycota; Tremellomycetes; Trichosporonales; Trichosporonaceae.
AUGGCACGACCUUCUCUGCGCGACACGCUGCUCUCCGCACUGCAGACGCUCCCAAACGCGGUGCCGCUAGACCUCGUCGUCCUCCAGUCUGCCCCGAAACGCACGACCGAGAUCUUUCCCCAUGCUCCAAGCGCUGCCGUCCGCUGCGUCGACCGCGAGUAUCUCGUCGUGGUGAGCUGUGGCCUUCCCGCGCUUCCUGACGACACUGGUCUCUCAAGCAAUUCGAACACGGUGGAGGGCGAGAAAAGUGCGAGCGGUACCGAGGGCGGAAAGGACAGCACCAACGGCGGCAAAGUGCUCGCGGCCGCGAUCAGCGCCCACGUCUACACGCUCCCGAACUCCGCCGCUGAGCUCGUGUACAUCUCCAAGGUCGACUCUUCAGGGUACGCCUCAGCUUGCGGGCCUCUGACGCGCGUGCUCGCCUCGUCGUUCAUCAGCUAUUUCCUCGAAGCGCCGGGAACCGUUGCCGCUACCCUCUUCGCGAGAGCGCAGGGGCAGUAUCUGUUCCCGAACUCGGUCGAGGGCGGUGGCAAGCGUGUCCUUGGCGGUUUGGGACUUUGCGGGUGGUGGAAGCGAGUGUUCGAGGAUGCGGCGAGCAAGGUCGUCGAGGCGAAGAAAGGACCAGUGGUCAAGCCGAGACAGGUCGAGCUCUCGUACCUCUUACCAAGCUAUUCGGCGGCAGAGGCGAGGGGCAUGCUCCCCGCUGCGUCGGCCCUGCCAGCAGGAGUGAAGUGGGACUACAAGCCGCCGUUCACGCACCGCAUUCUCCCCGGCACAUCUCUCGCUACUCUCAUUCCCAGUCUGCCUGAUGACCCGAAGACGCGCUUCCUGGAGGAACUCGUCGACGACGCGCUCGACAAAGAGCCGUACGCCGUGCGCGAGCGGCGGCGGUCUUCCCAGGCCAAACAGCCCGAGGACUCAAAGGACGAGAACGGCGAGAAGAGCGACGCAAAUGGCGAGCCGAAGGACGACAAGGAGAAGGAGAGGGCCAAGCUGUCGCGGAAAGAGCGCGAGACCGAGGCCGAGGAGGAGGAACGCCGCAAAGCGUACGCGGCGCUGGAAAAAGUGCCGACCGACGAGUUCUGGGAGCGCAUGGGAUUCCGCCAAGAAUGCGCCAGUGGCGACGUGACGGGCUUCUUCCACGUCCUCGUCGUGCCGGAUCCAGAGGGCGGAGAUGCCUCCUCCUUUGUCGCGGCCGCUGAGGCUCAGCAGCUCGCCGCCGAGUCCAAGCCUGACUCCAAGCCCGAGUCGUCUGACAGCUCCAAGCCGCCAGCGUCCGGGAAGGACGCCCACACGCUUCCUCCAGCCCUCGUUGAGCGUAUUCUCACCUCAAUGCUGAACACGGAUUUUGGUAACCGGCAGCUCGCGUCCAGCGGCACGAGUUUCUGGACGCAGGCCACCAAGUCGCUCGUCGUCGACGCCAUCGGCGAGAAGGGGUGGGAUGCGUGCUUCGGCGCUAUUGCGGCGAAGCAGGGCGUCCAGCGCGAGCAGAAGCGCAAGGAGGAGACUGUCACUAUGCUCCAGCCGCGUAAGAAGAAGAAGUAG